AUGGACGCAAAUGACGAAAAAUUAAUUAAUGAACAAUUAACUUUAUUACAAAACGAACAACAGACAAUACAACACGCGACGAAAAACCAAAUUAAGAUACUACAAGAGACAAUAGCCCACAUAGAUAAAACCGAGGAAACAAUACAGAAAAAUGAAGACCUCCUCGGAAACGUGACGAAAAAUUUAAGACAACAACUAAAAUUCAAUGACAGACAAAACAACAUACACGAACACUUUCUAGUAAUCAACGCGAUAUUAGGAAAUUUAAAACGUGACACAAAAGACAUAGCACUAUUUAGUAUUAAUAAAACAAGGGACACUACACCCACAAUUAACGCCAGUAACAAGACUCUAGUAGUUGGCAGCCUUGCACAGUACCAAAACAGUGCAAGACUUGACGCGAGCUCCGAGGUUAUAUCUGUCGUUUACAUUUUUACAAUGUCAGACAAAAGUUAUCGGUGGAAAGGAAAAUUAGUGACAAAAGCCCUGUAUGAAAAAAGACUCGCUCAACGAAAAGCUGGAAUAGAAACGUGCAAUAAGCGAAGAAAAGUUUCGACUGAACCGGAGGAAAGUAAUCCCAUAACCAAUGAAGAUGUGGAACAACAAACAAAUGUCAUCGAUGGACGACGUAUUGUCGAUUUGAACAUCUUGGGACAGCAAUUAUGGUGUUGUUCUUGUACCGAAGCUCUUUCUCUACAGUACAUAGAAAGUGAGAUGCGAAGUGGCUUGGCUUCUCUAUUUCUAGUACGGUGUCAUAAGUGCCUCGUCGUGAAUAAAGUUUGCACAGGCACGCAACAAUAUACCGAUAAACACAGCCCUCGCUUCGACAUCAAUUCGGAAGCAACAUUAGGUAUCCUACAUUGUGGUUUAGGAUGGACACACUUCAAAAAAAUGCUAGCAUGCAUGAACGUACCAUGUAUGAAUUUUAACACAUUUAAAAAAUAUGAACAAGAAGUGGGAGUUGCUGCGGAGGAAGUAGCGAAUGAAAGUUGCGUAGAAGCCACUGCGCUGGAAAGAAAACUCACUAUCGAAAAUGCUGAGAGCAUCGAAAAGUUAUUGUAA
Solenopsis invicta (red fire ant) is the source of this 1062-nucleotide messenger RNA. RefSeq lists its product as uncharacterized. The coding region runs from base 1 to 1062 and encodes 353 amino acids. The record is from RefSeq and is a predicted model, not a curated record. The transcript is spliced from 4 exons. Lineage: Eukaryota; Metazoa; Arthropoda; Insecta; Hymenoptera; Formicidae.